AUGCGCUGCCAAUGCGCGCUUCUCCUGGGGCUCGCGUGCGUUCGGGGCUUCGGCCUGCGCCCGACCUUGCAUGGACGCCCCGGGCGGACGGCGCGCGCGAGCACGCCGGGCGAGAUCCUGUUCGAGGCGCAGCGCGAGGCGAUGGCCGUCGCGGCGGAGGAGGAGGGCGCGUGCUUCGAGGGCCGCGUGACGGCCCUGCCGGCGCCGUCGCUCGCGGCGAAGCCGAAGUCGAAGGCGAAGGCGAAGCGGCGGCGCGGCGCGGGCUUCGCCGGCGCGACCGACGCGGCGGGCGACGCCGCGGCCGCGGCCGCGGCCUCGGCGCGGUGGCGCGCGCUCCGCAAGGCGGGCGUCCUGAAGAUCGAGGGCGCGAUACCGCGCGAGACCGCGGCGGAUCUGCGGGCGUACGUCGUCGACGACCUCGCGGCCGCGCGCGCGGCGUGCGCGGCCGCGGCCGAGGCCGGCGACGCGGAGGCGCGGCGGGAGAACCGGCGCCGCUUCCACUCGGACGUCGCCGAGCGGCCGCUGCGGUCGUUCCUGCUGACGCCUCUCGACGAGCCCCGCGCUCUCGCAACGAUGGAGGCCAAGGAGGGCGAGGCCAAGGCCGACGCGUCGCUAUUGUCCGAGGUCGCGCGCUACUUCAAGGACCAGGCCUUCAUGUGCUCCAAGGACGAGGGCCUCGAGGUCGUCUUCGACGAUUUUGUCGCGCAGCAUUCGGGCGCCUUCGCCGACGACGCCCUCGCGCGGACCGAGGGCCACUCCUUCGAGUUCACGGAGCUCCACGAGGAAUACCUCCGGCUCUUCGAGAAGGCGACGGAGCGCGUGCUCGAGGUCUGCGGCGGCACGCGGGAGCGGUGGUUCCUGGACGCGGCCAUGGCCGCGCUCGAGUACGAGGCGUUCUACGAUACCAUGGUCCGCGCGGGCGAGCGGCGGCGGAAGAAGUAA
Aureococcus anophagefferens is the source of this 942-nucleotide messenger RNA. RefSeq names its product expressed protein. NCBI's taxonomy places the organism in Eukaryota, Pelagophyceae, Pelagomonadales, Pelagomonadaceae. The record is from RefSeq and is a predicted model, not a curated record. The coding region runs from base 1 to 942 and encodes 313 amino acids. The transcript has 3 exons.